Drosophila innubila is the source of this 869-nucleotide messenger RNA. RefSeq names its product transcription factor BTF3 homolog 4 (gene bic). Lineage: Eukaryota; Metazoa; Arthropoda; Insecta; Diptera; Drosophilidae. The coding region runs from base 155 to 697 and encodes 180 amino acids. The record is from RefSeq and is a predicted model, not a curated record. Gene Ontology annotation, cellular component: cytosol; nascent polypeptide-associated complex. The transcript has 2 exons.
AGUGAGGGAAAGCUUAGUGUUUGUUAGAAGUACUACACACUUAUACAUACUGCUUUGCCAUUUUUAUCAUGGCGAUUUCUUUUUGACAUUUGACUACAACUGGGCGCACGUGUUUUUCGGGCUAAGCUCUGUGCUAAAUUAUAGUAAAAUCAAAAUGAAUCCGGAGAAGCUUAAGAAGUUGCAGGCACAGGUGCGCAUUGGCGGCAAGGGAACCCCACGCCGCAAGAAGAAGAUCGUGCACUCUACCCCUGCCACCGAUGACAAGAAGUUGCAGUCAUCGCUGAAGAAGCUAUCGGUGAACACCAUACCCGGCAUCGAGGAGGUGAACAUCAUCAAAAACGACGGCACCGUCAUCCAUUUCAACAACCCGAAGGCGCAAGCUUCGCUGCCCACGAACACGUUCGCCAUUACCGGUCAUGGUGAGAACAAGACGAUCUCGGAGAUGCUGCCCGGCAUUCUGACACAAUUGGGUCCCCAGGACAUCAAUCAGCUGAAGAAGAUUGCGUCCGAGAUUGCUAGCAAGAGCAGCGCUGCUGGUGGUAUUGGCGCUCCCGGCAUCGCUGCCGCCGCCGCUGCUGCUGCGGAUGCUGGCGAUGAUGAUGUGCCCGAUCUGGUCGAGAACUUUGAGGAGGUGGCAAUUGCUGGUGCCAGUGCUGAGCAGGCCAAGAAAUCUGGUGAAGUUGCGGCAUCUGCCUAAGCAACAACAACACACAACAACAACACAUACACAUAAACACAAACACACACACAUACACUACAUACAUACGAAGAGAGGGAGAAACUUCUCUUUUGCUAUUGGGGGUCAUACAACAACAACAAUAACAACAAAAAUAAAGGCAUCCAAGUGAUCGCUGAGAACAGAACACACA